AUGCAGCAACAACAGGUCAGGGCGGCUCUUGCUCAGCCCAACGGUGCCAACAAGAGCGUAUUGAACCAGGCAGUCCUGGGGCUGGGCGGGCUCCUGCCCCACUACUCAUGGUCCCAGCCUGACGGUCCUGCCCACGCCCCUUCCUUCACCGCCUCAGUCGAGGUGUGCAUACCGGGACAGGCGAUGGUGGAGGGACGUGGCCAAAGCAACUCGAAGAAGAGAGCGGCCGACGUCGCGGCUGCCCACGCCUACCGACAGUUGGUGGACCUGGGACUGGCGCCCGCCAUGAACGAGAAGCCCACGGAGACCGGACCCGGCACGGAAAGGCCAGCUGGCGCACCCAAGAACAGGACGGUUGAGGGCGUGGUCAGGGGCCAGCCCCCGCGCAAGCGGAGCCGCGGUGACGACGAGAUCGCGGCGGCCCUGCCGCGCCUGCCGCACGCGUCCGGUGCCCCCGUCACGUGCUACGCGUACGCUCUGAGCUUGCCCGAUGUCGACAUGGGCCGCGACUACGAGCACUUUGCGGGCCUGCGGUUCGCGGGGUUCCACCUGAUCAGCUCCACGUCCCUCCACAUUCCCCAAUUCAAGUUAUGCGGGGAAAAAUUCGAGCGUGUCCGGGUGCUUGUGGCGCCGGAGAGGCAGCUGCGGCUAUCGGCCCCGGAGCUGCAGGUCGUGCGGGAUGUCCAUGAGCACCUCUUGCACACCAUCCUGCGCGUGCAGCAAAAACUACAGUUCACGCCCGGCAGUCUCUACAUCCUCCCACGAGAUACGCCGGAUCUCAUAGACCAUGAUGACGACCUGCGGCUCCCAUUUGUCAAGUCCCUGAUAGACCAGCGCGUGCCGGCCUACGAUCGCUUCCACGAAAUCCUGCGCCAGACAGGCGUCGAGCUCGGCCAGCCCAAGAACGGCCCCCCUGACCAGCAGGCCGCGCUACCAGACUCCGCCGAAAGCCUUCGCCGGGCGCAGACGCGCGUCGACGCCGAGUUCAGUGGCCGCAUCUUCUUUACCACAUACAACGACUCAGCCUAUGUGCUGUGUGGCGUCAAUACGGACAUCACGCCGCAGCAUUGGUUCUGCAGCGCGGACCGUCAUUGGACGUCGUUCGCGCAGUACUACCGGCAAAAGAAGGGCAUCGAGCUGGCACACGUGCAGCAGCCCAUGGUCGUGGCCAACCAAUGCAACGUAGGCGCUCUCGCCAACAUCCUUCCCGGCACCGGCACCAUCAUCCCAGGCACCACCACUACCGCCUCCUUCUCUUCCUAUUUGCGCACAAAGCGGCUGACGUUCGAGAUGAGCACCACGCACGUCCACUACCUGCCCGGCAUCCUCAACCACUGCCACGACCUGCAGCUGUUCUACGCCCGCGCCGACCGAUUCCAGCAGGCGGGACACCUGCCCUUCAUCAACCGGCGCCUACUCAAGGAGGCCUUUACGCAUUCCACCUUUGCGCACGCACGCGAGGUGGACACGACCCACAACGAGCGCCUGGAGUUCCUCGGCGACGGGGUCCUUGAAUUCCUCGCUGUCACUCGCGUCUUCCUGCGCCACCCCACGCUCACGGAGGGCGAGCUGACGGAGAAGAAGAAGCGCUACACCCGCAACGCCGUGCUGGCGCUGGCGGCCCAGGAGCUCGGCCUGCCGGAGUGCCUGCUCGUGACCGGCCACCCGAUGUCGAACCCGCAGGGCGCCGCCAAGGUGUCGGCCGACCUCCUCGAGGCCGUGAUCGCGGCGCUCUUCCUCGACCAGGGCAUCGACCAGGCCAAUCGCUUCUGCGAGGCCGUGCUCUUCGACCGGCAUCAGGGCGGCACUGAUGGCGAGGGCGGUGAUGACGAUCAUGCUCGCGCUGAGUCUCGCCCCUUCGUCCGCAGCCCGCUCUACGCCAAACCGACCGACCCAGCACUGGGCACAGACAUCUCGGCGCGAGAGGCUGCGGAUGUGGCGGGCCUGGAGUCCGCCCUGGGGUUCGCCUUUGGCGAUAAGGGCUACCUGCAGCAGGCCGUGACCCACAAAUCGUUCGCCGGCAGCGGCAGCAAGGGAGAUGGUGGCAACAUCGAGGAGAAGGGGAAGGAGAAGGAGAAGUCGACAGACGACCCCGAGGUCCAGGGGCGCGAAGGGGCGCCGAGGUACGUGGCCGAAGGAUCCUACGAGCGCCUGGAGUUCCUCGGUGACUGCCUCCUUAAGUUCAUCACCUCCGUCCACCUCUACUUCACCGCCCCCACAGAUGUCCGCGAGGACACGCUGACCGACCGGCGUUCGAUGCUGGUGCGGAACACAUGGCUGGCCCAAUGCACCGCGAGGCGCGGUCUCGACGCCUUCCUUCUGCACGGCCUGCCGUCCUCCCCCGGACCCGAGGACAAGGUCCUGGGCGACCUCCUCGAAUCCCUCAUCGGCGCGGCGUACCUGGACCGAGGCAUGGCCGACCCGGAGACGAUACAGCGGGAGCACGGGUGCGGGUGCGGCGUGGACGUGUUCGGGUGCCUCGUGCACAAGAUCAUCAUCGCCGGCCAGGCCCAGCCCGAGGGGGCGAGUUGCGCUCCGGCCGUGGCCCACGGUCCCGGAGCAGCAUUGGGGCACGACAGCGCUGAAGACGUCCGAGAGCUUCUCCAGGUCUUGUGCCAGCGUCGAGGCCUACCCGCGCCCGUCUACAAGGAGGUCGCUCCGGCAACGGAGGGAGAAGGCGUGCGGGUGGAGGUCCACCUCCAACUCGGGCCGGGCACCGGCGCGAGCGAGACCGAAGCUCAGCGGGCGGCAGCACGGGCGGCCCUGCUGCGCUGGUUCGCGUCGUAG
Messenger RNA from Acanthamoeba castellanii str. Neff, 2787 nucleotides. Its product is annotated as RNase3 domain containing protein. Gene Ontology annotation, molecular function: protein binding; ribonuclease III activity; RNA binding. The transcript has 15 exons. NCBI's taxonomy places the organism in Eukaryota, Discosea, Longamoebia, Acanthamoebidae. Gene Ontology annotation, biological process: RNA processing. The coding region runs from base 1 to 2787 and encodes 928 amino acids. The record is from RefSeq and is a predicted model, not a curated record.